GUGUUGCGUGAUCACUGAGCGUCCCUUUAGUCGUCCCGCGGGGCUGAUGGCAAACACUUGCAAGAAAACAGAAAACUGCAUUUUGACGUUAAAAACAAAGAAAAUAAGGACUUGGAAACGGAAUCCUUCACUUCUUCUUUUUCAGUUUUGCACCACUCAAAGACGUUACUUUUUCUUUUCUUGGUAAGCGAAGUCAAGUAGCAGCUUUUCACUUUCCCUGUUUCUAUUUAAAUAGAAAUAGAAACAGAAAUCUCCCAGCCAGCAACCUUCAAAUCCUCUUGUGUUUUUGGAAUUUCUCUGGGUUUCUUCUGUUUUUCGGGGGCAAACACUAUUUAAAGGGUUUAUUCGAAAAACGUAAAGUAUGUCGUAGCUAGAUUGCGAAAUAGAUACUACUACUUGUCUAGUAUCAUAAUGGUCCACGUUAUGGGAGAUGAGGAGUCAAUAUCAUCAUGGGUUAAACCAUUGGGAAGAUUGUCUGUGCUCUACUAUGGAGUUGGUCACAUGCUGAAUGACAUCACGUCGGCAUGUUGGUUUACAUAUCUCUUAAUGUUCUUGACAGAUAUUGGAUUAUCCCCAAGGGAUGCAGCUAUAGUUAUGCUUUCUGGCCAAGUUGCUGAUGGAUUUACAACUAUAUUUGCUGGAGAGCUGAUAGACAGGUUUGGACAUUUCAAGAUAUGGCAUGCUGCAGGAUCAAUUUUGGUUGCCAUUUCCUUCUCUUCUGUUUUUGGUGGUUGUAUUCCUUGUGACAUAGUCGGAUCCAAUUCAUCUACAAUGCAAACAGUUGGAUACAGCAUGUUUGCUGCAAUUUUUAACGUGGGUUGGGCUGUUACCCAGGUUUCCCAUAUGUCUAUGGUAAACUGCAUCACACUGGAUUCAAGUAGCAGGGUUGUGCUAGCUAGUUGCCGCAAUGCUUUUACAAUGGUGGCCAACCUCAGCUUAUACGCAGUUGCCUUAGCUGUGUUUCAUUUUAGGAUAGCUGUUACCAAACUUGAUAUUGAAGAUCAGUACCGCUGGAUUGCAUAUGUUUCUAUUUUCAUUGGGUGCUGCUUUGUUGGAGUGUUUCUUAUUGGAACCAAAGAACCAAGAUCUAGACGUGGAGGUGAAGGGAAAAUUCAUCAAAGGAUACCUUGGGAUUACUGGUUUAAGAAAGUUCUGUAUUACCAAGUUGCGCUAGUUUACAUGCUCACUCGGCUGAUAACAAAUGUUUCACAGGCUUUUCUUGCAUUCUAUGUCAUCAAUGAUCUGCAAAUGGCUCAAUCAUCCAAGGCUUUGGUACCUGCUAUAAUCUACGUUUGCAGUUUCGUCGUAUCUAUCAUUCUACAGGAAAUGAAGUGGACUAGUAGCCGUCUUAAGGCGGGUUUCACUGCUGGAAGCAUUAUGUGGAUACUCUCUGGUGCAGGGAUACUUAUUCUUCCCAGCAGCUUGUAUGGGUUUAUCUAUCUUCUCUCAGUAAUUAUUGGUGUUGCCAACGCCUUAAUGACGGUGACAGGCAUUAGCAUGCAAAGUGUGCUUGUCGGAGAAGAUCUUAAUGGUUGUGCAUUUGUUUACGGUUCAUUGAGCUUCUUGGACAAAAUGUCAUGUGGUCUUGCUCUGUAUGUUCUUGAAUCGUAUCAACAAACUUCACCAAUCAUCGAGAGUUGUAAUUCGGUCAUGGGCUGUGUUUCAAUCACAAGAUACGGUUUGGGUCUUGUUCCUGCGUCCUGUGCAGUUAUCGGCUUAGUCGUUAUAUUCACCAUGGACCUCGACAGAACAACCAUUUCAAGACCUUUGAUUCAGCCACUGUUGGCGUAAGAGGAGAGAAUUAUCGCUCUCUCUCUCUCCCCCUUUCUUUUGGCUUAUAUUUUAUCAUUUGUAUAUAUCCACUUACUUGUACAAUGUAAAGUCCUCAUUGAAUUGUACAGCAAAAGUGAUAUUUAUGUUGCAAAAUAAGAAUUUAAUCCUCAAAAA
Messenger RNA from Papaver somniferum (opium poppy), 1947 nucleotides. RefSeq names its product major facilitator superfamily domain-containing protein 12-like. The transcript has 13 exons. Lineage: Eukaryota; Viridiplantae; Streptophyta; Magnoliopsida; Ranunculales; Papaveraceae. Gene Ontology annotation, biological process: carbohydrate transport. Gene Ontology annotation, molecular function: symporter activity. Gene Ontology annotation, cellular component: membrane. The record is from RefSeq and is a predicted model, not a curated record. The coding region runs from base 412 to 1791 and encodes 459 amino acids.